AUGCAUUUCGGGCUUAUGAAUGAGACACAAUUGAUCGACAUUAAUCUGAACAACAAUCAAUUAACUGGUCAAAUUUCAAACUCACUCUUCAACCUCAAGAAUCUUGAAUUUCUUGAUCUUUCUGAGAACUACCUUAAGGGCAUUGUAGAGUUUGAUGAGUUUGUUAUGCUCAAAUAUUUAACUUUCUGGGAUAUUUCUGGUAAAGAAUUGUUGUUACUUACUAAAGAAACUAAUGCCAAUGCAACUCGUCAAGAUUUUAUUGGUUUAGGAUUUUCUUCAUGCAACUUGAGCAAGUUUUCGAAUUUCCUAAGAAACCAACAUGAAUUGAAGUAUUUAAACCUGUCCAAUAACAAGAUUCAUGGACAAGUCCCGGAAUGGAUGUGGAACACAAGCACUACAAAUCUAGAAAUUCUUGAUCUUUCUAACAACUUUCUCAUAGGCUUUGGUCAACAUUCAGUUUUUCUUCCAUGGAUUUCUCUAGAAUUUCUUGAUCUCAGUUCCAAUUUGAUCCAAGGAUCGCUCCCUAUUCCACCAGUUUUCACUUUGUUUUUUCAUAUUUCAAACAACCCAUUGACUAGAAAUAUACCAGAAUUGUUUUGUAAUCUGAGUUCUCUACGAGUCCUUGAUUCGGCUAAUAACAAUUUAAGUGGCUCACUUCCUCGAUGCUUGGACAACUUUGGUGUUGUUUUAUCAGUGCUUGAUCUGCGACGGAACAAAUUUCAAGGAAGCAUUCCAGAAAGUUGGAUAAAAGGAGGCAACUUGGUGUUGAUAAAUUUAAGGGAAAACAAAUGCCAAGGGCAUUUACCGAGAUCGCUGGCCAAGUGCACGAUGCUAAAGGCCCUUGAUCUUCGUGAUAACCAAUUCAUUGAUAUAUUUCCAUUUUGGUUCGGACAUCUUUCAAAUUUUGAGGUCCUCAUUUUACGGUCAAACAAAUUCAACGGUCCAGUGUGGACACCUCAAACUUAUUUGAAGUUUCCCAACAUGCGAAUCUUUGACAUCUCCUACAAUGAUUUUAUGGGAAAGUUGCCAUUAAGACUUUUUGAAAAUUGGAAGAUCAGAAAAUUUGAGAAGGUGCAUCCCUUCACAUAUAAUCAUGAAAAUUCUUACUUCGUAAUACAAAAAGGUUCCCACAUGUGGAUUUUCCUCACCCUUAUACUUACUCUAUGA
Messenger RNA from Alnus glutinosa, 1167 nucleotides. Its product is annotated as receptor like protein 22-like. The record is from RefSeq and is a predicted model, not a curated record. The transcript has a single exon. Gene Ontology annotation, molecular function: protein binding. Lineage: Eukaryota; Viridiplantae; Streptophyta; Magnoliopsida; Fagales; Betulaceae. Bases 1 to 1167 code for a protein of 388 amino acids.